Oncorhynchus keta (chum salmon) is the source of this 1201-nucleotide messenger RNA. RefSeq lists its product as uncharacterized. The transcript is spliced from 5 exons. The coding region runs from base 110 to 1201 and encodes 363 amino acids. NCBI's taxonomy places the organism in Eukaryota, Metazoa, Chordata, Actinopteri, Salmoniformes, Salmonidae. The record is from RefSeq and is a predicted model, not a curated record.
CAUGUCUUUAAUAGAAUCCAUUUGGGUUAUCUUGAUAUUUAUGUAUCCAUCGGUCUAAUCUCUUAACAGGAGGUACAGUUACAGCAGGAGUAAAGUUUGACUUCACUGAAUGUUACCAAUUAAAACCAAACCCAUUCUCUCUAUCGGACUGGUCCUGAGUCAUAACAGGUGUCUGUUCCCCAGUCAUAACAGAGGUCUGUUCCCCAGUCAUAACAGAGGUCUGUUCCCCAGUCAUAACAGAGGUCUGUUCCCCAGUCAUAACAGAGGUCUGUUCCCCAGUCAUAACAGAGGUCUGUUCCCCAGUCAUAACAGAGGUCUGUUCCCCAGUCAUAACAGAGGUCUGUUCCCCAGUCAUAACAGAGGUCUGUUCCCCAGUCAUGACAGAGGUCUGUUCCCCAGUCAUGACAGAAGUCUGUUCCCCAGUCAUAACAGAGGUCUGUUCCCCAGCCAUAACAGAGGUCUGUUCCCCAGCCAUGACAGAGGUCUGUUCCCCAGUCAUGACAGAGGUCUGUUGUCCAGUCAUGACAGAGGUCUGUUCCCCAGCCAUAACAGAGGUCUGUUCCCCAGUCAUAACAGAGGUCUGUUGUCCAGUCAUGACAGAGGUCUGUUCCCCAGCCAUAACAGGUGUCUGUUCCCCAGUCAUAACAGAGGUCUGUUCCCCAGUCAUAACAGAGGUCUGUUCCCCAGUCAUAACAGAGGUCUGUUCCCCAGUCAUGACAGAGGUCUGUUCCCCAGUCAUAACAGAGGUCUGUUCCCCAGUCAUAACAGAGGUCUGUUCCCCAGUCAUAACAGAGGUCUGUUCCCCAGUCAUGACAGAGGUCUGUUCCCCAGUCAUAACAGAGGUCUGUUGUCCAGUCAUAACAGAGGUCUGUUGUCCAGUCAUAACAGAGGUCUGUUGUCCAGUCAUAACAGAGGUCUGUUGUCCAGUCAUAACAGAGGUCUGUUGUCCAGUCAUAACAGAGGUCUGUUGUCCAGUCAUAACAGAGGUCUGUUGUCCAGUCAUAACAGAGGUCUGUUGUCCAGUCAUAACAGAGGUCUGUUGUCCAGUCAUAACAGAGGUCUGUUGUCCAGUCAUAACAGAGGUCUGUUGUCCAGUCAUAACAGAGGUCUGUUCCCCGUUCCCCUAAAUUCACUGAGCCAUUCAAAAAUGCAUCAUCUUUCUGAAAGAAAACAGAUUGCAAAUACAACAAAUACAACAUAG